AUUCACACCCUUGACCAACGACGACGACGACAGCCCGUUACGAAGGCAGCAUGUUUAAAAAAUUUAACAUCAAGGAAGACGUUACAGGUCACACCCAGGUCAAGUCCUCAGUCCAACGCGCGAUCCGCGCGAAAAUCCUGGAGCAGUACAAGGACGGGAUCGAGGGUAUCAUUGACGAUGUGAUGCCCAAAAAGUCACACUUGAUCCUGAUGAAGUGUCACGAGCACAUCAACCUCAUCGUCAUGAACAACGAAGUUCUUUUCUUCAAUCACUUUGACGGACCGUACUAUCCUACCCUCAAGCUGCUCCACAAAUAUCCUAACAUGUUGCCAAGGUUGCAAGUGGAUCGUGGUGCUAUUAAGUUUGUCAUGGCGGGUGCUAACAUUAUGUGUCCAGGACUGACCUCAAAGGGCGCAAGGAUGGAUGUUUCCGUGCCCGCCGAUGCUGUUGUUGCGAUUACAGCCGAAGGCAAGAAUGAGAUCCUGGCUGUAGGAACCACGAAAAUGUCAACUGAGGAUAUCAAACGCAUCAACAAGAACAUUGGAGUGGAAACUGUUCACUAUCUCAACGAUUGCUUGUGGAAGACAGUGGUGGACCUUUAAGCACCAAUUGCAAAGGAACAAUGCAGGAAUACCAGAGAUGAAUAAACACGCAUGCAGCGGCAUUGCACCAUAUGAC
Messenger RNA from Gamsiella multidivaricata, 678 nucleotides. Its product is annotated as PUA-like domain-containing protein. The coding region runs from base 51 to 602 and encodes 183 amino acids. Gene Ontology annotation, molecular function: RNA binding. NCBI's taxonomy places the organism in Eukaryota, Fungi, Mortierellomycota, Mortierellomycetes, Mortierellales, Mortierellaceae. The record is from RefSeq and is a predicted model, not a curated record. Gene Ontology annotation, biological process: formation of translation preinitiation complex. The transcript is spliced from 5 exons.